AUGAAUACUAAGAAUAAACGAAGAAAUAAUGAGGUGGCAUUGCAAUUGGGAGAACCAUUACCUUUACCGUACAAGGUAGACAAAAAUAUACAAAUUAAGGAAGAGGAUGACGCAACAAUGGAGACUAGACAUAAUUCAAGACCAUUCCAUGAACCUAUACCGUUUAUUCGAAACGUUAGCUCGUCUCAGAACCAUGAAAUAUAUCUGCCAGAGAAUUUGAAACCUAGAGCAAAAACAAUAAAUCUUGCAAAACCUAGACCUGUUCCUAUACUGAGAGAUUACUUGAAUUCGAGAGUUGUAUCAAACGAGCGUAUAUUGCCAAAGAUAUACGAUACGGAAGAACAGUUACAAUCUGUGGAUUCAAUAGCUGAAAAGUUAGAUAGAAUAAGAAAGCUUGUUGUUUACAGAGAAAUAAAUGUGGACUGCGAGGCAUUCCAGAAAUUUGAUGGUGAAUUAUCGAGUUUACUUAAAGACCACCAUGAAUUUGACGAAAUAGAGGCAGACGAACAAUUACAACCACAACACGAACCCACAGUACUAGAGGAAUUAGAAAGCUUACAACGAAUAAGUAAACCAGCCUCUACUAUACGCUAUAUCAUAAUAAUUACUAGUAUCAUUUUCUUCUUAAUAUCAUCAUUUAUUGUGUCUGGGUUGAAUUACGAGUACUGCUAUUAUUUUUGUUAA
Debaryomyces fabryi is the source of this 684-nucleotide messenger RNA. RefSeq lists its product as uncharacterized. Lineage: Eukaryota; Fungi; Ascomycota; Pichiomycetes; Serinales; Debaryomycetaceae. The transcript has a single exon. Bases 1 to 684 code for a protein of 227 amino acids. The record is from RefSeq and is a predicted model, not a curated record.